GACAGCAACAAUUGCUUCUGGGGGUGGCACGGGGCUUGCUUUCUGAGGCCAUUAGUAACUGCCAAUCAGUGAACAAUUCCUGGACGGGCCAAAAAACUCCACCUUCUUCUGGGAUGAUGUGGUCUGAAGAGCCAAACCAACCAUGCUGGCCUGGAGAACAACCAGCUCGGUCAAACCUCCCCUAUUUUCCUGGGCAACCAACCUCAUCUACUGCCCCCAGCUGGCCUGGAAACCCAGGUCAAUCAGCUAGACAACCAGGCCAGGUGCUCUGCCCAGAGCAGCCAAACCCACCUAUUGUACCUGCCUGGCAAGGACAGUCCAGUUGGCCCGCUCAGCCAGCCAUACCCGCCCUGCACCCCGGCCAGCCCGGAUGGCCCGGCCAGACCCCAUCCACUCCAUCCCAGCCCUGGCCCUGCCCACCCAUUGCACCAUUGGCAGUACCGUACCACAUCGACCUCCCGAGAGGAGUGUAUGACAGGAUGCUGAUCACCAUCCGCGGGCAGGUCAACCCCAAUGCUAACAAGAUUACCAUCAAUUUGCUGCGGGGUAAGGACAUUGCCCUGCACAUCAACCCACGCUUUAGUGAGGCUGGCAAGCAGGUGGUGGUGAGGAACCACUGGGUGGAUGAGUCCUGGGGCCGGGAGGAGAGAGAGCUGCAGGCCCCCUUCCCCUUCACCAGGGGCGCGCCCUUUGAGAUGAAGAUCCUGUGCACUUACAAUGAAUUCAAGGUUGCAGUGAACAACACACAAGUGUUGGAGUUCAAGCAUCGCAUACGAGAGCUGAAUCAAAUCAACCGCAUCGACAUCUGUGAUGACAUGACCCUCGCAUCCAUCAGUGUGGAUAACUUGUCCUGAGCCCCAUCACUUUACGGGGGCCACUAACUUCAUUGGCUUUUCCUGUCCCCGG
This is a messenger RNA of Brienomyrus brachyistius, 906 nucleotides long. Its product is annotated as galectin-5-like. Gene Ontology annotation, biological process: positive chemotaxis; eosinophil chemotaxis; positive regulation of calcium ion import. The record is from RefSeq and is a predicted model, not a curated record. The coding region runs from base 114 to 854 and encodes 246 amino acids. The transcript has 6 exons. Gene Ontology annotation, cellular component: immunological synapse; nucleus. NCBI's taxonomy places the organism in Eukaryota, Metazoa, Chordata, Actinopteri, Osteoglossiformes, Mormyridae. Gene Ontology annotation, molecular function: carbohydrate binding; IgE binding; laminin binding.